AUGCGGCCCCUGUGGCUCUGCUGGGCCCUCUGGGCGCUGCCCCUGGCUGGCCCCGGGGUGGCCUUGACCCAGGAGCAGAUCCUGGGCAGCCUCCUGCAGCAGCUGCAGCUCAGUGACGUGCCCAUGCUGGACAAGGCCGAGGUGGAGGAGCUGGUCAUCCCUGCCCACGUGAGGGCCCAGUACGUGGCCCUGCUGCAGCACAGCCACGGGGCCCACUCCCGUGGGAAGAGGUUCAGCCAGAAAUUCCGAGAGGUGGCCGGCAGGUUCCUGGCGUCCGAGGCCUCCACGCACCUGCUGCUCUUCGGCAUGGAGCAGCGGCUGCCGCCCCACACUGAGCUGGUGCAGGCCGUGCUGCGGCUCUUCCAGGAGCCGGUCCCGAAGGCCGCGCUCCGCAGGCACGAGCGGCUCUUCCCGCGCAGCUCCCGGGCCCGGGUCACCGUCGAGUGGCUGCGCGUCCGCGACGACGGCUCCAACCGCACCUCGCUGGUGGACUCCAGGCUGGUGUCCAUCCACGAGAGUGGCUGGAAGGCCUUCGACGUGACCGAGGCGGUGAACUUCUGGCAGCAGCUGGGCCGCCCCACGCAGCCGCUGCUGCUGCAGGUCUCGGUGCAGAGGGAGCAGCUGGGCCCGCCGGCCUCCAGCGCCCACCGGCUGGUGCGCUUCGCCUCCCAGGCGGCGUCGGGCGGGCAGCGGGAGCCUCAGCUGGAGCUGCACACCCUGGACCUGAAAGACUACGGAGCCCAGGGCGAUUGUGACCGUGAGGUGCCUGAGAUCGAGGGCACCCGCUGCUGCCGCCAGGAGAUGUACAUCGACCUGCAGGGCAUGAAGUGGGCCCAGAACUGGGUCCUGGAGCCCCCGGGCUUCCUGGCCUAUGAGUGUGUGGGCACCUGCCAGCAGCCCCAGGAGUCCCUGCCCUUCAAGUGGCCGUUUCUGGGGCCGCGGCAGUGCAUCGCCUCGGAGACAGCCUCGCUGCCCUUGAUUGUCACCACCAAGGAGGGAGACAGAACCAGGCCCCAGGUGGUGAGCCUGCCCAACAUGCGGGUGCAGAAGUGCAGCUGUGCCUCAGACGGGGCUCCUGUGCCGAGGAGGCUGGAGCCGUAGGCGCCCAGAGUAGCCUCCGAGGGACUUGGCUUUGUGUGCCUCAGAACUGUUCCAGGGCCUGAGGAGAGAUGGGGAUUACUGGAUAGCUGAUGGGUAAAAGUUUUGUGCUCUCUGCUAAGCUCCGUUAGGUCCACCAGAAGAAGAGGCUCACCAAGACUCUGAUAGGACCUGUGGGUUUGCUUCUUCUGACCAGUCAGGUCCCUUCCUAAUUUUUGUUUCCCAAGGACAAGACUCUGGCCAGUGGGUAUCACCUGACCAGUCUUCUCUGUGUUUCAUAUUUUCACCGCACUCUUUCCUAAGCACUUACAUUUGUAGAAACUGUAAAUUAAGGCAGAGAACCCAACUCAUCAUUGUUUGCCUGUCCUGUCACUCAACCUAGGCUGAGUCCCUGUGGUCUGGGGGUGAUGGUGGUGGGGAGAUCCAGUCCUCUGGGCUUAAGAUCUGGAGUCAAGCAUGUGUUGUGCAUCCCUAACAGAUAAUAAGGGCACUUUGCAAGAAACAAAUAAAACAAUGAUGCUUUGUCAUUGUGCAUUUCUGCUUUUUACCAGAACCCUGCAAAUUGUGAGGAUUUAACAGAAAGUUCUACAUGGAAUAUUUGAAUUUGAUUGGAAAACUAAGGAAAGAACUGAAAAUGAUUGUGCCAAGGUCUUGGUUAAGUAAUAGUGGAAACUAGGAUCAAAAUGCAUUCAUAUUCUAGUAUCUGUGGUGCCAAUCCUAUCAGAAUCCAGCCAUUGUUAAUGAUAUGUUGCCUUUCUGGACACAGCAA
This is a messenger RNA of Choloepus didactylus (southern two-toed sloth), 1867 nucleotides long. Its product is annotated as left-right determination factor 2. Gene Ontology annotation, molecular function: cytokine activity; growth factor activity; transforming growth factor beta receptor binding. The transcript is spliced from 4 exons. NCBI's taxonomy places the organism in Eukaryota, Metazoa, Chordata, Mammalia, Pilosa, Megalonychidae. Gene Ontology annotation, biological process: BMP signaling pathway; SMAD protein signal transduction. The record is from RefSeq and is a predicted model, not a curated record. The coding region runs from base 1 to 1101 and encodes 366 amino acids. Gene Ontology annotation, cellular component: extracellular region.